UUGUCAAAAUCCCUUCUUUUUUCUUUUGGGAUAUUUACAGGAGAGAAAAAUGACUUCAAAGACCUGCUAAAUUCCCAUCAGAGAAAAACGACUCUUUGGUCUUUGGAGCAUUUUCUUUGAAGCUGAUUGUUGAAUCUAGUCUUCAAUUUUUGGUCUCUGCUUACAUCAAAGGCUUGAUAAUGCAGGAGGAGGAAAAUCAAGAAGACCCAUUUGUUGAAUCUGUGGAGGAAAAUGAAAAUGAACCCAAAAGAAGGGUUUGGAACUGUCUUUGUAUUCCUAUCCACUGGUUUAACAUGCUUUCAAGGGAAAUGCAUUGGAGCUUUGUGUUUGGAGUGGUAGUUGUUUAUGGAAUAAGCCAAGGAGUGGGUGGAGCUUUUGCCACUGUUGGCACAAAGUAUUACAUGAAAGAUGUUCAGAAGGUGCAGCCAUCUGAAGCACAGGUUUAUUCAGGAAUUACAUCAAUUCCUUGGAUUGUCAAACCUCUUUGGGGUCUUCUCACUGAUGUUGUCCCAAUUUUUGGAUUUCGGAGGCGCCCAUAUUUCAUUUUUGCUGGUUUUGUAGGGGUGAUUUCCAUGCUUUUGUUAUCUUUGCAUGAGAACCUGCAUCUUGUGUUGGCCCUUUUGUCAUUAACAGCUGGGAGUGCCGGCGUGGCAAUAGCAGAUGUCACCAUUGAUGCCUGUGUGGCACAGAACAGUAUCUCUCAUCCUUCACUUGCCGCUGACAUGCAAAGUUUGUGUGCCUUUAGUUCUUCUGUUGGAGCACUAUUAGGAUUCUCCAUUAGUGGUAUCUUUGUUCACCUUAUAGGACCUAUGGGGGUGUUUGGUUUGAUGACUAUCCCAGCUGGACUUGUAAUUUUGGUUGGUUUUCUUCUCAAUGAGCCUCGUAUGCACAACUUUUCUUGCAAACAGGUUAACCGGAAUUGUCUUGAUGCUGGCAAGUCUAUGUGGAAUACAUUGAAGAGUGAAGAUGUAUGGAGGCCUUGCUUAUACAUGUAUUUAUCCCUUGCAUUGAGUUUAAAUAUCUUUGAAGGAAUGUUUUAUUGGGCUACAGACUCAAAGGAUGGACCAGCUUUCUCUCAGGAGAGUAUUGGCUUCAUAUUUUCAAUUUGUUCAGUGGGCUCCCUUUUAGGUGCAAUACUAUACCAGUAUGCUCUAAAGGAUUACGCGUUCAGAGACGUGCUCUUCUGGACUCAGUUGCUUUACGGUUUGUCAGGGAUGUUUGAUCUGAUUCUAGUCCUGAGAUGGAACCUGAAAUUUGGUAUACCAGAUUACUUCUUUGUUGUGGUUGUGGAAAGCAUAGCUCAAAUGACUAGUAGGCUCAAGUGGAUGCCUAUGCUUGUACUCAGCACAAAGCUUUGCCCUUCAGGUAUUGAAGGCACUUUCUUUGCUCUCCUAAUGUCAAUUGAUAAUCUUGGAGUUCUCUCAGCAUCAUGGGGAGGAGGAUUAGUGCUCCACGUUCUGAAGAUUACAAGAACACGGUUUGAUAAUCUUUGGUUGGCUAUUUUGAUCCGGAACGUUCUGAGAAUCACUCCACUUUGCUUGCUGUUUUUGGUGCCUAGAGCUGAUCCUAACUCUUCUAUUCUUCCGAGCGAAAUCGCGAAUUCAAAGGUUGCUGUUGACACUUCAGAAACCAUAGAUGUUGAAUUGGUUUCCCUUGUACACAGUGUUGAUGGUAAAUAGCCAAGCAUAAAAGAAAUCCUGAGGGAUUCUCAAUUUCAUAUACAGGAAUUUACCAAGCCAGUGUUUGCUUAAAUCUAGCCAUUUGUUUGUAUACAACUUGAAAAGUAAAGGAUGAAAAUUAGAUGAUUUUGAGAGGACAGGUAUAAGUAGCUUACACAAUGUGAGAAAGUGAGGGACAUUCAUUCAAGGUGAGGGAUAUAUAUUAAUAGGUGUGGUACACAUAUAUGUAAUUGGUAGCUGGGAUAUUGGGCCAAUACUAUCAGAUAGCUCCAAAAGGCCCAAGAGAGAAACACUAAAACCCAAGUGGUUUAUUUAAAAAUUCUGAGCUAGUUUUGCUGAA
Lotus japonicus is the source of this 2019-nucleotide messenger RNA. Its product is annotated as probable folate-biopterin transporter 2. Lineage: Eukaryota; Viridiplantae; Streptophyta; Magnoliopsida; Fabales; Fabaceae. The record is from RefSeq and is a predicted model, not a curated record. Gene Ontology annotation, cellular component: membrane. The coding region runs from base 180 to 1679 and encodes 499 amino acids. The transcript has 5 exons.